Formica exsecta is the source of this 1566-nucleotide messenger RNA. RefSeq lists its product as uncharacterized. The record is from RefSeq and is a predicted model, not a curated record. The transcript has 2 exons. Lineage: Eukaryota; Metazoa; Arthropoda; Insecta; Hymenoptera; Formicidae. The coding region runs from base 201 to 974 and encodes 257 amino acids.
AUGUAUUCAUGUGCGAUGAUGUGAGUGUUAAUGGGUGUGAGAUGUGAGUAUAGUGAUAGAGCACGUGUCGAGAUUGGUUGUGAUGUGAUUUUUAAUAAACAUAUGUGUACAAAGAGCGAAUUAUAACAGACUUUUUUAACUCAAUUUAAACGUUGAAAUCCCGUAACAAACAUUUUAAUCAUAUAUUGAUAACGAUCAUCAUGGAAGCUGUUAAACCUUCGCCGAAUGUCAAUCAAUUUAUGGAAACUGUUAAACAUUUGUGGAGCACCAAUCAAUUUAUGACAAAGCUCAAGAAUCCAUUGACUACGGAGUUACAAACGUUUUAUAUGCAAAAAUGUAAAAAUCUCAGCAAUAUAGUAGAAUUACCACAGCAGAACUUUGGACCGUCAGUAAUGUGUUCCCAUUGUGGAUCACUUUGGAGUACUGUGGAUCAUCAAGUUCGGGUAGCACAUGGUAGAAAAAUGUCUAAAUCAAUGAAAAAGAUUGUGCGACGUAUGAAUGAAAAUUCAAAUCAGAAGAUUCCAAAAGUUUGUGUUGCUUUGGCACAAAAAUCUAUCAAAAAUGAGAUGAACAAAUUGGUUAUCAAGUGUUCUGUCUGUUCUAAAAAUACCAUAUUGCCAUUCAAAAAGACAAACCGGCUAAAGCCAGUCAAAUUAGACAAUUCCCAGAUACAGACACCGCAAAGUAACCGUAAAAAGAAAAAGAAGAAAUCUAAGGACAAGACUGCUGGUUUGAAUAUUUCAGGUUGUACACCCGUAUCACGAUUGAAUAAGGAAGAUAACAGUAAAACAUGUAGAAAAUCGCCUUUAACUGUACCUAAAAUAAUAUCAAGUAAUAGUAACAAAAGGUUACCCACUUCAACUAAAAAAUCUAAAAAACUGAAUAUAGAACGUUUAAAACACAUCAUGGAAAAGAGUACAGCAACGCCUACAAAAAGAAAAAGUUUACACAAUUUUCUGGCAGAAUUAUAUUGAAAAUUUAGAUAAUAUAGUAUAAUUUACUUUUAGGACAAAUAUUCAUACAACUGUAUAAAUAUAUGUAAGUAUUAUUAUACACUCUAUUUAAUUGAUGAAUCUUUUGCUUUUAAAACCUGAAUUUGUAAACUUCUAUUUGGAACUUAAAGAUACAGAAAGAAGGAAUAGGCACGAAUAUUUUACACUUCUUUAAUUAAAUCGUCUAUUUGUUGAAAAACAGUUAUAUAAAGACAAGAAAAAUAAAUAUAUAUUUUCAAACACUAAUUAUAAAUUCCAUUGAGAUAAAUAUUUUUUCCAUCAUUGAAGAAACAUUCAAUUAUUGCAAAUCUUUGGUUGUUAACAAGUAGAGUCUCUAGAGAAAUAUAAACACUAUUUCUUCUCGCAAUGUUUCUAUCACGAAUAAAUUAACGCUACGCGAAUUAACAUACAAAUCGCACAUUAUCGUCAUGUUAAAAAAUAAAUAAAUUUUUGCGACAUAAUUAUAUCCACAUCUGCACAUUAUUCAUUUUUUAUGGUCCUAUAUCAAUUUCACUUGUGGUGAAGGGGGCUCUUUCACAUGUAUAGUGUAUACAAAUUAAAAUAAAUACACGCU